Kwoniella mangroviensis CBS 8507 is the source of this 1356-nucleotide messenger RNA. RefSeq lists its product as uncharacterized. The record is from RefSeq and is a predicted model, not a curated record. The transcript has 4 exons. Bases 1 to 1356 code for a protein of 451 amino acids. NCBI's taxonomy places the organism in Eukaryota, Fungi, Basidiomycota, Tremellomycetes, Tremellales, Cryptococcaceae.
AUGAAACCUUCGACCCCGACCUCGACACCAUUGACCGGCCAAUUGCACCCUCAUCCUCAAGCUGAAACACAACCCCAUUCUCGACCAGCAUUUAUCUACAUUCCUACUUCAAACUCGACCGCACCUCCUACCGAUCCAACACCGAUCUCCAUUCCAGAUUCGCUACCUCCCUCUCAACCUUACGAAUCCAGACGUACCAUCUUAAAUCGAGCAUAUCCACUUCUCUUUUUGGUCAUUAUAGAUACCUUUUACACCUACAGGCACUUCUCAAGCCUGUCAUUCUCGACCAGCUUCAUAUCAUUCAUUAGGAUAAUCACUCUGGUAUAUGUGGGAUUUACCACGAGAUGGAGGUACAAGAAAAGUUGGGUGAUGUUACUUUGUGGAUUGACGUUGAUUUAUUCGAUUUGGGAGGGAUGUAAGAGGUUUAUGACGAGGGGUGGAGACGACAGUAACAAAGAAGCGGGAAGGGAUGGGAAGUAUUUGAUGAUUACAAGUAUCCUAUCAAUAAUAGAAUAUCUAUCAUACCUUCUCUUACUUCGUCUCUUCCCUCCACCUCCAUCUUCGCACACUGCAAAUCUAUCAUACAAGCUCCCUCUGGCGCAAACGCCCUCUUCGGUGAGAUAUCGAUCAACUUCCACUAGAAAUACACCUGGUUCAGUACGUUUCCACCCUCAGAGUCAGCAUAGGAGACACGUCUCAAGAGGGACAUUGAGAUCUUUGGUUGGAUCAGACCAACAGGGAAUGAGGUAUGAAGCGGACCAAGGAGAUGUAUUCACUUCUUCGACUGAGAUUGGGAUGUCCUCUGGCUAUGGGCUAGAAAGGAGGAGUUUGGACGGGUCGUCAUUACAUCCGCAUGAAGAUGAAUACGAAGAAGAUCAACUAUAUGAUGAUGAAGAGGAACAAGACUAUGAGCAAGAGGGGUACGAUACAACCGAAGAUGAAUCAUCGUAUAGCCCCCCUCGAAAUACGAUCAACCUAGAUAACCUAGAUAACCUAGAAGGUCAAGAAGUAUAUGACCUCGAUGGGAAUGAGGUUGGGGAGGAAGAAGAUGAUGAUCAAUCGGUCUCUUCGAUUUCUUCCUCAUCUAUCAUCGAUCUCCCACCUCCUCUAAUGACUUUACCAAGCAGAUCCACAAGUCUCAACAUUAAUAUGAACAUAAUAGGAUUAGAGAAUUCGCCAAUAGUUGGACCGUUAAUCAGGAGAAGUAGAAGUGCGAGGUUCGUUCCUUCAAGUUGGGGUAGUCUAAGUCCAAAUUCACCGGGGAGAUGGUUCAAUAAUCAGAAUCACAUUCAAAAUCAGCAGAAUCGAGACCAAGCGCAAGAGGAGUUAGGUGAUUACGGGACCUUUGAGGGGUGA